This is a messenger RNA of Drosophila gunungcola (fruit fly), 759 nucleotides long. Its product is annotated as E3 ubiquitin-protein ligase RFWD3. The transcript has a single exon. Lineage: Eukaryota; Metazoa; Arthropoda; Insecta; Diptera; Drosophilidae. The record is from RefSeq and is a predicted model, not a curated record. Bases 183 to 728 code for a protein of 181 amino acids. Gene Ontology annotation, molecular function: ubiquitin protein ligase activity. Gene Ontology annotation, biological process: protein ubiquitination; interstrand cross-link repair. Gene Ontology annotation, cellular component: nucleus.
GAAUAUUUGGUCUAGCGUUAAAAUCAAAAUUUGUUGGUUAGUGCACAUCACAAUAUUUUCUCCAAUUUCUGUAAGCUAUAGUUUUGGAUUAAAGAGUGUUAAUUUAUUCUUAGUUUGUAACAUUUUUUGAUAAUCUAAAACAAGAUUGUUAGCAAAGAUGUUCAAAGUUCACUGUUUAUUAAAUGUCACUCCAAACGGAUUACCUAUCGCAGCGAAUAUCAAAAAUGAACCAAAUGAAUGAACUAUUGGAAGAGUUGCAGAAACUGGAGAAUAGUCGCGAGCAAGUGCAUCUGGAGGAGCCCAGCAGCGCCAAUGAGACGAAGCGAUUAAUCGAACUGGAACUAAGCAGAGCGCAGCAUUUCAGUAGCCAGCGUUCUUCCAUUCUGCUGAAUUUGCAGCAAGAAACUGACAACUUUGUGGCCAUAAGGCGUGAAGAGAUCCAGCAGGCUGAGCUGGAUUCCAUGGCACUGGCCGAUCUCUGCGGGCAAAUACGCCAAAUCAACCAGGAACUGGACAGGAUGUACGAGGUUAACGACUGCCCCAUCUGCCAAGAGUGCUGUGAAGUGGGUGGCAGUCAUUGUCUGGUGUCACUACGAUGUGGCCACCUUUUUGGCAGGAACUGCAUCCGAAAUGCCAUCCGGAAAUCAAAACAGUGCCCCAUUUGUUUGCGCGGAGCACGUCAUUCCCAUAUGCGCCGGAUCUACGGCUUGGCACAUUUCCCUUUUUAAACUACCUUAAAUUAUGUAUUUUCAUUUUAAA